AUUGUGGAGAUGAGAGUGCACAUGGACUGUCCUGGAUGUGAAAGCAAGAUCAAGAAAGCUCUACGGAAACUUGAUGGGGUUGAUAACGUUGAUGUGGACAUGGGCAUGCAAAAGGUGACAGUCACUGGCUAUGCAGACCAAGAAAAGGUUCUCAAAACUGUGAGAAAAACCGGAAGACUAGCUGAGCUAUGGCCAUUUCCAUACAACCCUGAAUAUCAUGAUUUCAACUAUGCAUACUACAGUCACUACUACAGAAAUCCGGCAACCAACUUCAGCGUUAAUCCGGAGAAUUAUUUCGCCUCUGAGGCUACCGUUUUCACCAAACAUGACAAGUAUUCUUUCUCUUCAUACAAUUAUGAGGUGCAUGGAUACAAUGGCCAUGAUCAUGGUUACUAUCACAAACCACCUUUCUCGACUGUGAUCGAUGAUAGGACCAGGGACAUGUUUAGCGAUGAAAAUGCUCAUGGUUGUUCUAUAAUGUGA
Coffea eugenioides is the source of this 483-nucleotide messenger RNA. RefSeq names its product heavy metal-associated isoprenylated plant protein 29-like. The coding region runs from base 10 to 483 and encodes 157 amino acids. Gene Ontology annotation, molecular function: metal ion binding. The record is from RefSeq and is a predicted model, not a curated record. The transcript has 2 exons. Lineage: Eukaryota; Viridiplantae; Streptophyta; Magnoliopsida; Gentianales; Rubiaceae.